Molecule: messenger RNA, 1650 nt
Organism: Ictidomys tridecemlineatus (thirteen-lined ground squirrel)
Lineage: Eukaryota; Metazoa; Chordata; Mammalia; Rodentia; Sciuridae
Source: RefSeq, a predicted model, not a curated record
CCUCUGACUGCCCAGUCUCCUCCCGGCCUCUGGACAGCGCUGGCCUCGACUCUCAGCCAGACAAUGUCCAGCCUCCGGGAGCUGUGCUCGGGCCUGCCCCUGCGGCCCCUGCCAGAGAACCGGGGACGCUGGCCUGGGGUGCCCCACGCCCCCGUCAGGACCCCUGGCCUCAGCCCUGCAGAAGAGCAGCUGGCCCUGAGGAACGCCCUACGCUACUUCCCACCCGACAUCCAGAAGUUGCUGGCCCCGGAGUUCGCCCAGGAGCUCCGUCUGUACGGGCACAUCUACAUGUACCGCUUCUGCCCCGCCAUUCAGAUGAGGGCCUACCCGCUCCAGCAGUACCCCAGUCGGACAAGAGCGGCCGCCGCCAUCAUGCACAUGAUCAUGAACAACCUGGACCCCGCCGUGGCUCAGUAUCCCCAGGAGCUGGUCACCUAUGGAGGAAAUGGACAAGUGUUCAGCAACUGGGCUCAGUUCUGGCUGACCAUGUCCUACUUGUCCAAGAUGACAGAGGAUCAAACGCUGGUCAUGUACAGCGGACACCCCCUGGGCCUCUUCCCCAGCAGCCCCGGUGCCCCAAGGCUGGUCAUCACCAACGGCAUGGUCAUCCCCAACUAUUCCUCCAGGACCGAGUAUGACAAGCUCUUUGCCUUGGGGGUCACCAUGUACGGCCAGAUGACAGCUGGCAGCUACUGCUACAUCGGUCCCCAGGGAAUCGUCCACGGCACCGUGCUGACGGUGCUCAAUGCUGGGCGGCGGUACCUGGGCGUCCAGGACCUGGCUGGGAAGGUCCUCGUCACCUCGGGGCUCGGCGGGAUGAGUGGGGCUCAGGCCAAGGCCGCCGUCAUCCUGGGCUGCAUCGCGGUGAUCGCAGAGGUUGAUAAAGCAGCUCUCGUCAAACGUCACCAGCAAGGGUGGCUAAUGGAAGUGACUGACAGCUUGGACCAGUGCAUCCAGAGGCUCAGGGAGGCGAGAAAAAAGAAGGAGGUGCUCAGCCUCGGUUACCAUGGCAACGUGGUGGAUCUCUGGGAGCGCCUGGUCCACGAACUGGACACCACAGGGGAGCUGCUGGUGGACCUCGGUUCGGACCAGACAUCUUGUCACAACCCCUUCAAUGGCGGCUACUACCCGGUGCAGCUGGGCUUCACGGAGGCUCAGAGGCUCAUGGCCUCCAACCCUGCUAAGUUCAAACGCUUGGUCCAGGAGAGCUUGAGGAGGCACGUCUCGGCCAUCAACCGGCUGGCCCAGGACAACUUCUUCUUUUGGGACUAUGGCAACGCCUUCCUCCUAGAGGCUCAGCGAGCAGGAGCGGAUGUGGAGAAGAAAGGGGCCAAUAAGACGGAAUUCCGCUAUCCCUCCUACGUCCAGCACAUUAUGGGGGACAUAUUUUCCCAGGGAUUCGGGCCUUUCCGCUGGGUCUGCACAUCUGGGGACCCCGAGGACCUAGCUGUCACAGACCAGCUAGCCACAUCUGUCCUGGAGAAGGCCAUCGCUGAGGGAGCAACCACGGAGUCUGUGAAACUACAAUAUAUGGACAAUGUCCGCUGGAUCCGCGAGGCGGCCAAGCACCACCUGGUGAGGCGUCCCUCAGGGCUCCAGGGGAGGACUGGAGAGUCCUGGGGGAGGCUGAGUUGACCCAGGACCACAUGU